AUGAACUUUCUGUACAACCGCGGCGGCCGGUCGGGCGGCUCGGACGGCCACUCGCCGCUCUCGCUCGGUCGAGGUCGGGUCAAACUGCAGCCGCGUCGACUGCGGUCCGCCGCCGCUGCCGCCGCCGCCGCCUCCGCCGCCGAGCAGGAGGCCUCUGAGCGUGUUACGCGCACACACCUCUUCCUGGGGUUCGGCGGGGGCGGUGGCGGCGGCGGCGACGGCGAAUCGCGGCCGCGCCGCUCGGGCCUGGUCGGCUGGCUGACCGGCCGUGGUAAGAGGAGGACCAGCCGGUCACGCCAGGAGGAGGAGCAGGCCCAGGAGCCGCCGACAGUGACUGUGGUGCCGCCGCCCCCGCCCGAACCGUGUGAGCAGGAGCUGCUCUCCAUGGAUCAGCUGAGCCAGGACUGUUUCAUGGUGCCCCACGCACUGGUCCACAGGUUUCUGCCGACUGGGCACAAGCUGCCGACCUCUCCCCCGGCGCGCGGCCAGCGUCUGCGGAUGCACGAGACCAGCGACCCGGACCUGUCGGUGGUCCUGCACGUGCUGACGCCGCUGGAGCCGGUGACGCCGCCCAGUGUGCUGGAGCCCGUCAGCCCGCUCCAGGUCCAGCUGACCGCCUGCCUGUCACUGCUGAAGAGGGUGGCUGCCGCGGGGAAGACGCGCGAUGCGAUACUGCUUAGUAAUCUGGAGCGGACCGAGCCGUUUCCGUUUCUGCUCUACUACACGGUGGCCAAGUCGGGCCGCACCGCGCAGGAUGUGCUCUCCGAGGUGCGACACGGCGUGCGGACCACGUUCUCACCCCUGCAGACCACCCUGGUGGGUCAGCACACGGUUCGACUGUACCAGGAGGUGGCUACCAUCGCCCGGCCGCCGCUCACCGACCAGCGGCGUCCCAGCAGUGACCGCACCGGCUACAUCAUCUCUGUGUUCCGGGUCAUGGAGGGGGACGACCGACACAGCUUCGAGCGCGACUGGCCCAGCUGGACCGGAGCACGACUUCUGUACCGGACCAUCCCGAAGCGGGCGGGCCUACGUCGGAUCGUUCUCCACAAGUCCUGCGACUCUGACACGGGGGACAUAUUCUACAUUCUCAGCUGCGAGUACAGCCGGCUACUGGAUGACGUCGUCUCCACUGUGAAGACGCUGCCGGCGCUGAGGGCGCGACUCAUCGGUUAUACCGGCAUCUACAAGCCCAUGGCGGUGUUAUGAAGGUGGUAGGAGAGGGGUAGGUUACUUCUUGUCACAUGAGGAGCUGUGGUGGGGGUUCUAGUGAUGCUGAUGCUAUGACUAUGGAAGUGUAUCGGUAUCAGGGAAAUACGGUGAAGACAUUGAGUGGUUAUGGGGGUAAUAUUGAACCAAUGCGCGGUGAAAGGAGAGUGUGUUCAUCGCCACUUUGCAGUGACGGCAGUGUGAAUGACUGUCCAUUGUGUGACCGAAUGUAGUAGUUAGUCGACGUUCAAUUGCUGAGAGACAUUGCAAUCAUUGAAUAUGUUCGUGUUAGCCAAACAAAAGCGAUCGGUGUUUUGGGGCAGUGCAAAGAGAAACCAAUUAGGCAUGUAGGCAUUAUGUAGUCAUGAUAAAGACGAGACGGCGCUGCCGUUAUUACACAUGUAAUAAGCUCAAUGGGUCAUGCUCAAAGCUCAUCUCAGCUCAUUAGUUACUUCAACGUUUUUGUUUCCUCUAAACCUUGGGCCCCAGACCAAGGUCUAGAAGCCCAAGACCCGCGCUAGAAAUAUAAACGUGAACAAGGGUUGAGCUGUGUUGUCUGCGAAUUAGCCCAGAUCUUAUACUGCAUAUUGUAGAAGUGCAAAGUGUACAGUGUUGAGGUUAUCAUAAGCUGAGGGGAUUGUAGCUAUAUCGACACCUUCUACUGACAAACAAUAAACUUCCCAGACGCUU
Molecule: messenger RNA, 1899 nt
Organism: Amphibalanus amphitrite
Lineage: Eukaryota; Metazoa; Arthropoda; Thecostraca; Balanomorpha; Balanidae
Exons: 5
Coding region: 1-1209 (402 amino acids)
Source: RefSeq, a predicted model, not a curated record